Effrenium voratum is the source of this 1436-nucleotide messenger RNA. Lineage: Eukaryota; Dinophyceae; Suessiales; Symbiodiniaceae. The record is from the annotation of a GenBank genome assembly.
AGCAUUCCAGCCUCGAGUCGACGACAACUCGCGCCCUUCGCUCCGCUCGUCCUUCGCCAUGCCGCUGUCGCCCAUGCCCGUCACUGCCCUCGAGGAGGUUGAAGCCAAGGUUUCGGUGCCCGACGGGGCCGGAGCCGCGGAGGCGCAAGGCGCGGAGAAGCCGGACACGCCCGAGACCGCCAAAACGGCGGAUGAGCCCGAAGACGCGGAGAAGCCAGAAGCCCCUGACACCUCCAAAGCGGCGGAUGCUGUGGACGCCAAUGCCGCGGACGAGGACGAGAAGGAUGCGGAGGACGUCAAGGAGAAGGAUGAGGUCAAGGACUCGGAGAAGCCCAGGCGCAAGGCCGGCCUCCGCGCGCGGGUCUUGGCGGAGCUGAAGUCCGCGAGCCCUUUGGACAUGAUGGCGCGGCUGGAGGCCGAACUGGCGGAGCACGACGGCCUUAUCGCGGCCGCCCGGGCCGCGGAGGCUGCGAAGCAGCUGCUGGUGGAGGAGGCCAUGGUUGAGGUGGAGCGCGAGAGCCAGGUGGUGAAGGCGGCCGAGGAGAUCGAGGCACAAGCGCUGACCCGCGUCAAGGACCUUCAGAAGCGGAAGCGCGAGGCGGCCAAAAAAGUGGCAGAGCGCAAGAAGGAGGUCCAGCACCAGGAGGACCUGCUGGUGCUGCUGGGCUUCGAGGUGGAGCGGCGCCGGAAGCUGCAGGAGGCCGAGGCCAGCGCGGAGAGCGAGCAGGACGCCAAGCGCCAGAAGAUCCAGGAGCUGCUGCAGGUGGCUGAGGAAGCCAAGAAGGCUCAGGAUGAAAUGCGUCAGCGCGAGAAGGAAGCACGCCAAGCCGUUCGGCAGCUGGAGAAGGAGCAGAAGCAGCGGCUGGGACCCUUUGGCCGCAGGGUGGCACGGAAGGCCAAGGCUGCGGAGGUCGAGAAGACACCGGCGCCCGAGCCCGCCUCAGGCGAGCAAGGCGCGGUCGUGAACCUUGUGCCGGUGAAGUGCGAAGCUGCUUUGCGGCCCUUCCCGGCGCGAGCUGAGAUGACGGAAAAGCUGAUCAUCAGCAUUGAGGACUCUCAGUGAAUUCAGCCCGCAUCGCUUUGCCGUCGGUGUUCGGUGACCCCUAUUCCGUGUUCUAAGUUCCCAAAGCUGGGCCCAGGUGUGAUUCAAUGGAUCUGAAUACCAAGAGGCAGCGUUUUUCGCCAGGCACACUUGUACAGAACAUGGUUUCAGCUUCGUCUCUUGUGCAUUCUCGAGGCAACUCCAUGAGUGCUUGGCAGAUCUGGGAGUUUCUUGUUUUGAGAAACUUUCAUGGAAGUUCCCGUCCAGAGCUAGCGAUUAGCGCAGCUGACUGCGGGCAGUGCGAGCACUGCUCUCAGUCUCUCAGCAAGACGUCACUUGGGGCUGGGUUGCCCGGUGGCUGAUGCCUGAGGCCGGACGAUUUGGAAGGGAAUUG